AUGAGCGGCGCCGGUUGUUGCGGAAUCGUCGAUCCCGACGCACCGGCGGUGUUCUCCUACAAAAAUCGUCGAGCGGCGCGCGGCGAGGCGUACGAGCCGACGCAACACGAGCACAUGGCGAACACGGUGUCGCACGCGAUCGGCAUCGCGCCAACAAUUCUCGUCUUCCACCAAUUCAUGCUCGACGCGGCGCACCGCCAACUCCAACACGCGCUCAUGAUCGUCUACGGUGUGUUCACGACGCUGCUGUUCGCCACCAGCACCGCCUACCACUUGUGCGAGCUGCUGUUCCGUCGCGCCAAUCGACAUCGCCGCCUCCGCUACUACCUUCAUAUAUGCGAUCGAGCGGCGAUCUAUCUGUUCAUCGCCGCCUCCUACACACCAUGGUUGACGUUGCGCCAUUGCGGCUAUUCGGGCCUCAACCUCAAAUGGAUGAUCUGGGUGCUCGCCGCGCUCGGCAUUAUCUACCAAUACAAUUUUCACGAGCGCUUCAAAACGCUCGAGACGACGCUGUACGUCGUCAUCGCCGGCGGACCGUCGAUCGCGAUAUUCACGAUGAGCGAUCGGUCGGGUCUCGAGUGGAUGAUGAUCGGCGGCGCGAUGUACGCGAUUGGCGUCGUCUUCUUCAAACUCGAUGGAAUUGUCGCGUUCGCGCACGCGAUUUGGCACGUUUUUGUGCUAAUCGGUGCCGCGUGCCACACGUACGCCGUCUACGCGCAUCUCCUCGGACCCGACAAAUUCAAUCCGGUCCCAUCGAUUUAG
Caenorhabditis bovis is the source of this 762-nucleotide messenger RNA. NCBI's taxonomy places the organism in Eukaryota, Metazoa, Nematoda, Chromadorea, Rhabditida, Rhabditidae. The record is from the annotation of a GenBank genome assembly.